Messenger RNA from Pelodiscus sinensis (Chinese soft-shelled turtle), 978 nucleotides. The record is from RefSeq and is a predicted model, not a curated record. Lineage: Eukaryota; Metazoa; Chordata; Testudines; Trionychidae.
GGUCCCACCCCCUUUGCUAGGCGGGUUUCCUUUCGGGAGGUGAAGGCGGAAGAUGAGAGGAGCCUGUUGCUACCUAAGGCCCCCAGAGCAGGCAAGCGGCUUUCUUCAGCGCCUGGCCCAGGCCCCUGGCUCUCGCUCGCUGGAGACGUCGGGUGGCCUGAGAAGCACCCAGGAGCCUGGGAUCUGCCGCCGCCCCCCAGACACAGUCUGGAGCCCUGCGGCUCCUGCGUCAAGUACCUGGCCGCCUUCUGGAACCUCGUCUUCUCCGGGCUGGGUUUGCUGCUCCUGGCCUUUGGGGUCUGGGGGCUGCUGGACAAGGAGUCCCUGGGGAGUGAGCGUGUGGCCCACCUGGGCUCGGACCCCAUGCUCUUCUGCGUCCUGCUGGGUCUGGCCGUCAGCACCGUCUCCCUGGCAGGCUGCCUGGGAGCCCUGUGCGAGAACCCCUGCCUGCUCAAGUUCUUCACCGGGGGGGUGGUCGCCUUCGUCCUCCUGGAGACGCUGGGCGGGCUGGUCUUGUAUUCGCAGAGACACCAGGUCCGGGGCUCCCUGCUGCUGGCUGUGCAACGGUACCAGGACGACCCCGACCUGAGAUUCCUCAUGGACGAGCUUCAGGCGGGCUUGCAGUGCUGCGGCGUGGAGACCUACCGGGACUGGGCCAGGAACCUACAAGCCGGCGGCGUCCCCGCCUCCUGCUGCCUGCAUCCCCGGGAGAACGGCACCAUCCCCAGCUCCCAGUGCGGCUUCGGCGCCCUGGGCCUGCAGGAGUUCGAGGCCCAAAGCCUCGUCUACCUGGGGGGCUGCCUGCCUGAGCUGAGCCGCUGGCUGCGUGGUCACCAGGGCGCGCUGAGCGCCUGCGUCGUGCUGCUCGUCCUGCUGGAAGUGGGAAGUUUGCUGCUGGUGCCCCAGCUGCUGGCGGAGGGGCGUGGUGACUCACCGGGCGCAGCUGGAGGCCAGGGCCGGGUCCCGGGGCUGGUGUGA